Molecule: messenger RNA, 6893 nt
Organism: Danio aesculapii
Lineage: Eukaryota; Metazoa; Chordata; Actinopteri; Cypriniformes; Danionidae
Product: zinc finger and BTB domain-containing protein 7C
Exons: 4
Coding region: 658-2532 (624 amino acids)
Biological process (GO): regulation of transcription by RNA polymerase II
Molecular function (GO): RNA polymerase II cis-regulatory region sequence-specific DNA binding; DNA-binding transcription factor activity, RNA polymerase II-specific; protein binding
Source: RefSeq, a predicted model, not a curated record
UUUCAGUGUCUCACUUUCUCAUGUUCAGUGUCUCACUCUUGUUUUCAGUGUCACUUUCUCAUUCUCAGUGUCUCACUCUUUCUUUUUCUGUGUCUCACUUGAUUUCAGCGUCUCACUCUCUCAUUCUGUGUGCCUUUUUUAUGUUCAGCGUCUCGUUCACUUAUUUUAGGUGACUUACUCUUUUAUUUUCAGUGUCUCACUUUCCUAUUUCAAUGUAUCACUCUCUCAUUCUCAGUGUUUCACUAUCAUUCUCAGUCUCUCUCUCAAAGUAUCUAUCGCCACCCCCCUCAAUUCUUUUCUUUCUGUGUGUCUAUCUCUCUCUCUCAUUCUCCCCCUCAGUAUCUCUCGCUCUCUCUUUCUUGUUGUCAGUGUCUCUCGCUCUUCUUCGCAGUAUCUCUCUCUCUCCCUUUCUUAUUCUCAGUCUCUCUCUCUCUCUCUCUCUCAGUCUCUCUCUCCUCCUUUUUUCCUGUCAGCGUCCACACAAACCCCUCUCUGAGUGUGUGUGUGUCCGCGUGCGCUGCUGUUUUGGGCUGUCCGCUGCAUGCGCGUCUGUGUGUUUUGUGAAUGGAGAGGCAGACGGGAUGGACAGACGUCAGGAUUCAGAUCUGAGACUUCACUCAGUCCUGGAAUAAAACACACACACACAUACGCGCGCGCAUGAACACACACCUGAGGAUCAGCACGGAUUCCUGCAAGAGGAUGGCACACACAGAUGAGGACUUGAUUGGAAUCCCCUUCCCGAACCACAGUAAUGACGUCCUAUGCAGUCUGAAUGAGCAGCGGCGGGACGGCCUGCUAUGCGACGUCAUUUUAGUCGUCCGAGAUCAAGAGUACCGCACCCAUCGCUCUGUCCUCGCUGCUUGCAGCCAGUACUUUAAAAAACUGUUCACAGUGGCCACCGGCUCCAGCCAGGACGCCAACCCACAUGCCAUCUACGAGCUGGAUUUCGUAGCGCCAGAAUCCCUGACGGCCAUAUUAGAGUUCGCCUACACGUCAACGCUAACAGUGACGGCAUCCAACGUCAAGGAGAUCCUGAGUGCAGCCAGACUCCUGGAAAUCCCCUGCAUUAUAAACGUAUGUCUGGAAAUCAUGGACACGGGUGGAGGCGGAGAAGGAGGAGGGCAUGUGGAGGGAGAGGAAUUUGAGGGAGAUGAUGAGGACGAUGAAGAUGAAGAAGAAGAGGAAGAAAUGGAGGAGGAGGUCGACUCGAAAGAUGGAGAGUUUGAGGACAAUAACAGCGAGAAGUCCGCGCAAGGAGAGGGGGCGGAAAUUCAAGAGGGAAAAGUUUGGGAGGUGAGGGAAGCGGAGAGUCCGUCUUGCAGCUCCCAAAAAGGUCAAGAUGAAUCCCAAAGAUCCCAAGUGGGCACUCCAGAAGCCCAGCAAGCUGACAAACCUAGAGGACCUGAGGGUUUGGAAGGCAGAGCGCUGAAGGACUUCUCCAUUGAGUCUUUACUUCAAGAAGGGCUGUACCCGAAAGUUCCCGGCCUGGAAAGAGGUGCAGGAUUCUCACCUCUUCUCCCAGGAUUCUACCCUCGAAUGUGGGCAGCAGAAUUCCCAGGCUACCCUCAGAUUUUGGAGCCCCGACGGCCAUUCCCAAAUGCUUCAUUGGAAAACGGCCCUUUAGACCUUGCGGUCAAAAAAGAAGUCAUUAAAGAGGAGUUAAAAGACGAACCUACGAACCCUAUCCUUCACAGAGACUUCCUCAAAGACUUCAUGAGUCCUGGAUUGGGAAUGACUGCCGACCCCUCGCUUGGUGCAAUCAAAGAGGGAACAGAUCUGCGGUCCUACCUGAACUUUCUUUCUGCGUCGCAUCUCGGGACGCUUUUUCCUCCUUGGCAGCUGGAAGAGGAGAGGAAGAUGAAGCCCAAGGCAUCACAGCAGUGUCCGAUCUGCAACAAGGUGAUUCAAGGAGCAGGAAAGCUGCCUCGACACAUGCGAACACACACCGGAGAGAAGCCCUACAUGUGCACCAUCUGCGAGGUCCGAUUCACCAGACAAGACAAGCUGAAGAUCCAUAUGCGCAAGCACACAGGUGAGCGGCCGUACAUCUGCCUACACUGCAACUCCAAAUUCGUUCACAACUAUGACCUGAAGAACCACCUGCGCAUCCACACGGGCGUACGGCCGUACCAAUGCGAGCACUGCUACAAGAGCUUCACGCGCUCCGACCACCUGCACCGGCACAUCAAGAGGCAGAGCUGCCGCGUCUCGCGCCCGCGCCGAGGCCGAAAACCCUCUGCCUGGCGUUCCACCAACUUCCUGUUCCCUCCUGAUCCCAGUGCUCUCCAGCCGGACCGUACCCUGCGCUUCCCUGCCGCUCAGAUGGUGGAGAAACAGCAGCCAAAGACGAUGGAGGACGGCGAUAUCGAAGACAGAAAGAUCAUGUCAGAAGACGCGAGCCGGAAACGAGGCGUUUUUGCUUUCGUGGCCACUGAGGACGUUCUGCCUCAUGCGGCCUUUUAUUCGCCAACCUCUGACCCCUGGGCUGUGAGACUGGAACGAGCUCCGCCCAUUCCUGAGGCUGCAAACUGACUUCGUUAAGUGGUUAGUUCACCCAAAAAAAUUUAAUAUUCUGUCAUUAAUUAAUCCCUCUUGAUGUUCCAUACACCUAAAGGGCCUUAUAUUAUUGUAUUUUCGUAUUGUGACAGUUCCCAGUCAAACAGAAUAUUAAAUGAGAAAACAGCGGGUGUGGCUUGAUUUUUUUCUACUGCAAGCUGAUUGGAUGGAGUUAUUACAACCUAACAGACUCCUCCUCCUCACCAUUUGUUUGUUGUCAAAACUGACAGUUGGAGGGGCAUGGUUAAGUAUAUUACCUCUGUCCAAUACCUCAGACAGAAGUAAUCUGAGAGUUUAACUGAGAACAAACAUUGUUUUUUUGUUCUUAAUGACAUGCACAGAUGAACUGCUCACCACAAAACUGGCAAUGUGUGCGAACAAAAUCAAUAUGGUUAGUUUUGAUUUCAUUGGCACUUCAUCAAAGAGCAUUCUCUGCCAAUGUUGCCAUAGAAUAAAACAGUUGUCAUGCACUGUAAGAAAUGUAAUGAAAAAAAAAAGUCAAGAAAACAAAUACUUGUAUGUUGCUUUAACUCAUUUUUAUAAGUUAAUCAGGUUUCAACUAUUUUUUGUUGUACAACGUUUAACUUAAUAUUUUAGUCAUUUGGAUUGAUGCAAGUUGAAAUAACUAGAUAAUUUGAUUCAACUACAAAAUUAUUUUACCGUGUGCCAACUCAACACAAUCUCACGGCAAUUCGUAACUUUUUGAUUUAGUGGCUAAUUCGUACGAUCUAAUUCGUACAAUAUAGUACGAUUUGCUCAUCCUCCAAUGACGGUGGGGUUUAGGGGUGGGGUUAGGUGCCACGCCUCCUUUUUAAAAUCGUACAAUUUCGUACGACUGAACUCCUACGAACUCAUAUGAUUUAGCCACUAAACUGUCAAAACGUAAAAUACUUACGUUUUCUCGUGAGAUCAGGCUGGCCAACUUGCUACCAUAAACAGAAGCUUGCAACCCUAGCCCCGCAUCAGAGUCAUUCUGAUUAGUCCACUGCUUUGGAACUGAACUUCCUUUAGAGUGCUUUCACACUGGACUCAUUUAGUUAGUACCAGAGUUUGUUGGCAUUUUUGGUGCGGUUCAUUUGUGCAGGUGUUAAAGUGCCAAUCAUAAUCAAGUGCGCACUAAAACCGGACCAAUGAAAAUCUGCUCAAAGAAGUGGUCUUGGUACUUUUCCAAACAAACUCUUGAGCUUUUUGUUUUGGGUGAGAAUGUGAACCGACACAAUUGCAAAAAGUACUUUGCCUUUUUGGACUAAACCAACUGCCGUAGUAAGCUGCGACAUGAACUUUUUGACACCUUACCGCAAUUAUAACAGGUUACAGACAAAGAUGGAGUAGUGAAGAGGGCCAUACUGCCUCCUGCUGACUUUUCAUCAGCUCUUUGUUUACUUAUCCCAUGCAUUAAUUUUGACCAAUCAAAUUGCAGUUCAGGAAUUUCGUCUAGAUAACAACAGUUCCUCUGGUCUUUGUUUACUUAUUUAUCCAAUGCAUUAAUUUUUAAUUGCAGAUCAGGAAAUUUGUUUAGCCAACCACUGAUGUAAAUGUCACGCGACUACUUUUUGGAUUGUUUCUGGAUUCGUUCAGAGCAGUCUAUCUGUUCUGAAUUGUAACCAAAAUGUCUGAAAAUUCUACAAAGGUGUCAUUUGUAACCUUGGUCCAAACCAAAAGAAACGUACAACAGGAGUUUACAAUGUUUAUAUUACAAGCGCACAUUUAAAUCUGAGCAUUUGCUUUUGAUUGGCUUCUUAUCUGAUGUCAGUUUGACACUUCAGCCACAAUAUUCUUAGCCACACCCCUCUUACUAUUAGUAUCUAUGAGAGAAUGAUGUGCAAAAAGAAAGCCCCACCCCCUACUUAAUUUUCCGUUUCAGUGGGGUAUAUGCACAGUGAGUGUUUUUCAACCAAUGAUUUUCAAUUUCAUAGGGUUCCUUUUAUAGCAUUGAUGUUGUAAUGUAAUUAAAAUACAUUCAGUUAAAUAGACUUAAGCAUUCAUUUAGUUGUUUAAACGUAAAACGAGAUGAAAGCACUAGCGGAGUCAGGAUCAGCAGGCGAGUGCAGAAACUCCACUGAAAAUACUGCAGUAAAAUAAACUGUCAUAUUCUAAAGACAUGGCGGGGCAAAAAGGAAUUUAAUGCAGUGCUUCUUGUCCGGUCUGAGACCCACUUCAUAUUGUAUAUGAAUCAGGCAGUGAAGAUCACUGAUUUUUAAAGAAAUCAGACCUGGCAAUUCAACACAAUCUCACGGCAAUUCGUAACUUUUUGAUUAAGUGGCUAAUUCGUAUGAAUUCGUACGAUCUAAUUCGUACAAUUUAGUACAAUUUGCUCAUCCCCCAAUGACAGUUGGGUUUAGGGGUGGGGUUAGGUGCCACGCCUCCUUUUUAAAAUCGUACAAUUUCGUACGACUGAACUCGUAUUAAUUAGCCACUAAACUGACAAAACGUAAAAUACUUACAUUUUCUCAUGAGAUCAGGUUGGGCAAUUUUAUAAUGGAAAGACAGUUCACCGGAAGCACUGAGGCUGGCUAGCUGAAAUUAAAGUCUGUGUGCAUACACCCCAUUGGAAGUACAUCAACAUACUGAAAUAAAAGUCUCAGCAACUUCCCAUUAAUAGGUUUUCACCACUGGAGGCUUUCAAUGUAGAAGCUGAAAGCUUAGAUUUAAAUUUGAAAACAUUUUGUGUGUGUAUUCUGGGGAUAAAUAAAAGUUAUGUGUAUGGAACAACAAGAGGACGAGUAAUAAUGACAGAAUUUUAAUUUCUCUUUGAACUAACUGAGCUCUGAUUAGCUCAGACUGAAACAGCUGCUCGCUUCGGACACCGCAAGUCUUUACGAACCGGGUUCAGACUCUGUAACAUGAAAAAAAAAAAAAGAAUUUUCUUCAUUUAUUUCUUAAGUCUGCUUCCGAACGGAACGACAGGGAUUUUAAAUGCUUUUUAAAUGAUUUGUUCAUAUCUUGGAUGUGCAUAUGUUAAAGCUGUUUUUUGAUGUUUCGUUUGCUAACACGGAUGAUGUGCUUAUAGACUGUGGAGUAUGUGAAAACUGAAUGCAAAAAAUAAAUAAAUAAAAACUGACAAUCAGGUAUGCAGAAAGAAAAACCACGUCCUGCUGAUAUAAGCUAGAAGCUUUGAUGUUUGCAUUUAAGGUUUUAUAAUUAAAGAGUUGUCAGUGAAGCUAAAUUACGCUGUACAUCCACUAUGCAAACUUACAAGAGUGGUUACAUGCUUAGAAUUACCACAGGAACACAAAGACAAACAAAUCGAUCAGAAAAACUCUCAGGAUUUCAAAAAACCUAACUUUUUUUACAGCCAAAAAAAGUAAUCAAGCGAUGUACAUAAUACAAUUCAACAGUCAGUCAUGCAACUAAACAAAAGCUAAAUCAUGCAAGUAAUUUUUUCUCAUAAUUACUUUCGAGAUUGAAGCGAUUUAUAUUGUGCUUCUCAAAAAGAAAUUGAUUCAAUCAAAUGCUUUUUAAAUGAAUAAUUUGUAUAGCUGGCUUUCUCCGGUGGAACUGCUCAUUAUCGUAAUGCAAGUAUUUCUAUACUGAACAUUGUAAAACAUCCAAAGACACGUUGUUUGAGAACAAACUUGAAAUGUUUUAAUCUCUUUGCAAAGCAUUCUUUUCAUAUAUGAAGCAUCAUGUACAGGAAACUAAAACUGGGGGAGAGGUCCACAACCUUUAGCAGAAAACAAAAUAUUUUCAAGCAUUUUUAAAUGAGCCUCAGCUAUAUUUUACUAAGAUGCUUUUAUAAAGACACUAAGACAUCUGUGUUCCGAUUUCUCAAAGCAAAUGUGUGCCCAUGACAUCAAUUCAAAACAAUACUGUAAUGAGAAAGCAUAGCGCAGAUAAAAUCUCACAUAUUUCCCCCUUCAAGACUCGUCAAACAGAAAAUACAGUCUGACAAACCAAGAGCCACUGUACAAGAACCCCAGGUGAGAUCUGAAAUGCAACUUUACAGUGAAAUAAAACAGUUCAAUGCGUUUAUGUUUUUAUUUUGGUGUGCAAAAUGCAAUGGCCAUGUACAAUGAAGGUGCUUAAAGAUGCGUGUGUGUAUAUCUAUUUGAAGCCCUUCUGUGGCUGCUGGUGGGAACUUGCACUAUUUGUUUGAUGAUGUUUUAUUAUUGGUUACGAUAUAUUGCUAUUUCUUAAAGAUUUAAAAACAUAAAAAUUUAAAAAACAAGUCACAGGACACGUCUGAGAUAUGCACUUUACUGCUCUUUAUCGCAAGAACGAUUUCAGUGAAAGUCAUUUUUAUAAAUGUGUGUGGUAUUUGUAUAUUAGAAUAAUCCCUGGUAAGCUGAAUCAAUUUAAGGACUGGAAUACAAUAAAAAAAGCUUUUUUCAAGAACA